GUGGAGGCCCGCCUCUCCCCCGUGGCUCCCCUUCACCCUUCUCUCUUACCUAUCCCCGCCCCAGCAAUGACAAGCUGCCCAUCCACACCACCUUUCUGGGCGAGUUUCGAUGCCGUGCCGCUGCUUCCUCUACUUUGGCCCCAAGCAGCCAUUUGCGGCUCCGGCUCGAAUGUGCAGUUUUCGUGUCGAGCCCGAGCUUGAACCCGUGACGCCCCAACUUGAAUCCUCGGUCCCCAGUUGACGUACGUUCCAGUUCGGAAUGGCACCAUGGAAGCGCACAUAAAGCGGUGCAUCCCGUCUUCGUCGCUCGACGCAGCCUCACUUUUACCACAUACACACGCACGCACACACGACACACACACACACGACACACACACACACGACACACGCGCCAUAUGCGCGUCCUCACCGUCAAAACAGGCUCUCCACUGCCGUCUUCUCGAUUCGUCCCUCGUGCGUUCCCAACCACAAACCGGACGAGGGUCCGCCAAGGAGUGAGUGGCAAAGGUACUCGGCGUUCCUUGCAACGCCUUACAUGCGUUUCAACCAUACGGAGGACAAACAACCCAGCUGUAUACAUCAGACACGUACAUAUACUCGCCCGAUACGCCGGUCCAGACUCCGCCUCCGUGCCUGCGUGUGUACGUAGCAAAGACGCACCUACCGUACGUUGAGUGACAGGUAGGGCACGCAGGCAUAUUAUCUGUGUUUAUGCAGACGCGUGCUGCAGCACAGCAGGCAGUCUCUCCUUGACUGCAUUGAUCGACCGGCUCGCGCAGACGAGCCACUCAAGGCCAGAAGGGCCACAAAGGCCCACAGGCUGGUAGGCAACAGCAGUCUCUGUCUCGCCACCGGCCGCGCCAGCCAGGUAGGAAGGACAACGCGAGAAGCAAGGCAUCGCCGUCCGACCGGGCCUAGUGUUGUGCCUCCCGUCGUCCGGGUGCUCGCGCGCCGCAAGGGAGGGCGCCACACGAUCCCGUCCCGCCGGCCCGUCGAAAAGGUAUUCUCCGCUGCCGUGCUCCCAGCCCGUGUCGCAGCUCCUUCCCGCCUCCCGCCCUCUCCGUCCGCGCGCGUCUGUCCAGGCCCCUGCCCGAGUCUGCAGUGAUGGGCGAACCGGGUGGCAUGGUGAUGACGGCAGCGGGAGCCACGAUUCGCUCCCGAUGCUGUGCCUGUGCAAGCUCAAGCAGCAGAAGCAGCUGCCACGACAACAAUGUUGGUGGUCGGGCGCCUCCGCCACCACGCGUCUCCGCUCAGGAUAUAUUGGACAUGGUUCGGCGGGCCGUGCCCAUGGACCCCCGUGAUCAUUCGAAACUUCAAUUCUUCUCUGCGAGGCUCGAAGAGAGACUACGACGACUACUCACAAUGGCCUCGAACACGAGUAACGAACCUGGGAUGGGGCCGACCAAGAAGCAGGUAGAGGAGGUGGUCAGGGCCGUUUUCCAAGAAAGUAGGAGCAAUGACACGGACCGGAAGAGAGACCCAGAAUGGGUCGACCAGCUGGUGGAUUUUGUGCAAAUGAGGCUAAGCCUCAAGAACGACACCUCACCAAACCCAUCUCAGCCGCCGACUCCCACGGACUCGACCUGCACUUCGAGCACCGUGUCGACGCCGCGUUCCGAGUUCAGCGACUCCCCGGAUUUCAUCUCGGCAAAGCCGUACCAGGCCACAGUCGAAGAUGCCCCGGAGGAGUGCUCGGUCAAUGACGCCGAAAGCUCAGCCGAUGACGACGACAGCACCACCACCAUCGCCUCUGGGCAGGGCGUCAAGCCGACAGCCAACUCGUGCCGGCGUCGCCCAACCCCUGGGCCGUUUGCACAACGACCUUUGCCCAAAAAGCCGCAGGGGGUCGACUGCCCCAAAGUUGCAGACGUGUUGCCCGGAGUGAUGCCAUCAACGCGAAAGGAAGAAGAGAACCCCUCACAUAAGCCUGCUGCUGAGCCUCCCAGCCCUCGGCGCGGCUAUCUCACCCCGCCGUCGUCUAGGCCGUCGAGCCCAAAGCCCCGGCCGACGGUCCACUUUUCCGACCGGCCCAUGCCGAAGCUCCACCACCGGGACCCGCCCCGUGCGGAUCCGGCUCCGGAGGCGACGACAACACCGGCCGCUGCCGCUGCCGCCCCCGCCCAGGGCCUAUCGGACCUUGACCUCCAAUGGGGAAGGCUGUUCACUGGCAGUGGCGAGCCGACGGUUCGGCUGCGUCAAAUCCUCUACGGCCUGGCCAAUUACAUUAACGACGAGUUUGAGCCACGAGGUUCUACACUCAUCACUCCAGACAAGCUCUACUCAUUCUACCGGCGCUUUCGCCUCGAGAAGGAGCUCUACCCAUUUCAACGCAUCUUUGACACUUACUCCCGCAAGUCACUCCACAGCCUCAAGUGCCUCUACCAGGACCUCCGCUGUGAUUACUAUCUCAUCCACGGCAGCGGCCAUCCGCGGGACCGAGCGCAGCCGCCCAUCCCGGGCCUUACGGCUGACGGGUUCGCCGACUGGAUGGCCAACUUUAUGCAGGCCACGCCUGACAUUGAGGCACGCCGGCUUUCUCGCGUAGCCGCCAGCCUGCCCAUUGAAGUUCCGUUUGUCGGAGGCGCCAGGUCCAGCCGUCAUCACCCUCCAGAAAGACUCCCGCGGCAGCUGUCGCGCCACCUGUUCCCCUCGCGUCCACAUGAGCGGCUACGGCAGCGCGUCUCCAACUCGGUCAUGGAAUGGGACCAGGCCAUGCAGGGGUAUGCCGAUCCGUCGUCACCGUCGUCACCGUCGUCGCGCACCUCGCCGUCGUGGACGGCGGCCUUCUGCGAUGCCAUCGCCCGCAGCCUCAGCCCGUCGUCACGCGACUACGCUGAUAGUGGCGGUGGCAGCGGACAUCGGCGGAGGUACAAUUACCCACGCUCGGAGCGGCCUGUGUACGUCGAGGUCCCGUCGAGCACCGGCGGUGGGCACCACCACUCGUCGGCGCGCGGGCGACCCAGUGCCGGAAGGUCGUCGCGAUAUCACCAGGCUUCUUCAGGGGGUGACGACCGCGACGACGAUCGCAAACGCCCGUCGCGCGACAUCAUAACUACAUACGUCGAGGCUGAGCCAUCUUCGCGGCGUAGGAACGACAGGUCGCCGCACGGCCACCGCGACACGCACAUGCGGGACCGCGGUCGCAGCCUCGUGCUUCACCCGCAGGAGUCGUACCGCUACGUGGAGCCGAGCGCUGCCGUCCCCCCUCAGCUUCCCCCGCCUCCUCCUUCUGCCCUUCCCGCUGCACCGGCCACUUCCUGCGCACCCACAGCAUACUGUGCUGCCCUGCCGCCGCCGCCUCCUCCUGUGGGCGUGUCGUCCCCGACGCUCAACCGCGCGGACAACUACGCGCUCUUUCAGGGGCGGCGCGAGUCGGGCCCGGGACCAACGUACGAGGAGUUUCUGCGGGAGAGGGACACGGCGGCCCACUCGCGGCGUCCACGAUACGGAGGCUGAGGCCCCCCGGAUGGCGGGGCCAUGUGUAGGACGUGUAGAUUACCGCGAUGGCAAGCAUUUUGCAGAUGCAGAUUAAUUACGGGAGAUUUCAUACGGCUAUUGUCAUGGGCACAAGGAUAAUUCGCCAGACCAGGCCACAUAGGAACGAGGGCAUCUGGCGCAAGGCGUGGUAGUGACUUGACCAUGGUGUCCGGGACAUGUACCUACAGGCCAGAUUGAGCAUCACGCAUUGAUUGAUCCGAAAAAAAAGGGGAAGCUGGUUUUGGGGUUUGGAGACGGGGGCAGACUGCCACCGACAGAUAGAUAAGACCAAGUAAUAAUCCC
Purpureocillium takamizusanense is the source of this 3780-nucleotide messenger RNA. RefSeq lists its product as uncharacterized. The record is from RefSeq and is a predicted model, not a curated record. The transcript is spliced from 4 exons. The coding region runs from base 1105 to 3456 and encodes 783 amino acids. Lineage: Eukaryota; Fungi; Ascomycota; Sordariomycetes; Hypocreales; Ophiocordycipitaceae.